UAUUUUUUUUUUUUUCGAUUACAUAUGCUAUUCGCCUGCCGCUGCCCCAUGCACAGUUCACAUUCAGAUUCAGAUUCGAACUGUAAAGGCUCGAGAGCUGUUCGCGUCGCUCCGUCUGCGUUUCAUUUUUUUUUUGUCUCGUACAUUUUGAAAUUCCCGUUGUUAUUUGAUUAACUGUGUUGCACUUGUUGUUGCUCUGUUGUAUUGUUAUUGCUAUUAUUGGUGUUUACGCCCUGGAAAUCUGCAGCUGGCGACAUUUGUUCUAAAGCAAUAAAUAAAUAAUUGCCAGAGUACUAGUGAAAAUACCGUCAAAUAGAAGACCAACAAGUGCGCGCUACAAUUGCAUUUUGCGGAUUCUGUGUUCGUGUGCUGUGUGCUGUGUGUGUGUGUGUGUGCAUUUAUAUAUAGAUAAAUUAGUGUGCGUGUUUCGCCUUUGGCAGCGUACGUUCAACCAAUUGAAAGUGAAUUCGUAAAUCAAAAUAGAAUUUGACAACAACAAUAACACGCACACAAACACAUAAAAAGGAAAGCAACUUUCUUAAAGUAGAACAAUUCAAAAUAUUUGCACGAAAACAGCUGGCAAAAAACGCAAGCAGCGAAGUCAGCAGAGACAGCGACAGCGACAGCGACGCCUCGAUUGUCUUCGUCUUCAUCUCCUCCUUCUGGCUGUUGUUGUUGUUGUUUUUUCUUUUGUCAACAGGCAACAGGUGUGUGGGCGGCUGCGCAGCUGCAUUGGCAAGAAGAGCUACAAAAUGACCGACUUAAAUGAACUCAUGGGCUCGCAAUUUGUGCGCGUCAAGGUCGUUGCCUUUGUGCACUUCUUUUUCUUAACGUGUGCAAUGAUGGGCAAAUGGGGGCAUGGCGCAUACGAGUUCUACAACUUCCUCUUUAUCAUUGCCAUGUUCUGGACGAUACAAUGCAAGGAAUCCAUUGAGGCUGUCCAAACGGCGCUUGUGAUCAAUGUCUGUAGCAUAUUCUUUGAUCUAGUCAGCACUAUCGUUAAUUUCGACUACAUGAAUGGCUGGGCCAUUGCGUUCUGUAUCAUCAAUAUGGUGCUGCGUCCGGUUAGCGUUGCCCUGCUCUAUCGGGAGUUCAAUACGCGUGGCGGCAGCCUGCAGACCGGCUCCGUGUUUCCUACCAAUCAGCAGCGCAGCUAUCAGGACAUUGAUCGUCCCACGCAGCCGACACCAACCAAUUCGCAGCCGGGUCCCAAUGUGGCCAGCAUUUUCUAAGUGUGUGCGCAAAUAAUAAUGAUAUCAACAGCACUCACACCCUACCCAGUACCAAGGGAUGUCCAACGGGAGACCAUAUAGAAACUGCUUAAUAACUCCGCAUGUGGAAUCCAAAUUGAACGUGUUUAAGUGUUGAGGAAACAACAACAGCAAAAAAAAAAAAAAAAAAAAAUAAGUGGAAAGCAAAUUUUUUUUUUUUUUGUUAUAUUCUAGCGUUAAGAUCAAAAGAAAAGCGAAAAAAUUGUGUAGUCAAUGAAGCUA
Molecule: messenger RNA, 1493 nt
Organism: Drosophila virilis
Lineage: Eukaryota; Metazoa; Arthropoda; Insecta; Diptera; Drosophilidae
Product: type-1 angiotensin II receptor-associated protein
Biological process (GO): angiotensin-activated signaling pathway
Cellular component (GO): plasma membrane
Source: RefSeq, a predicted model, not a curated record